AUGGCCGGUAUGGGUUCAUUUGUUGUGGCCUUCAGGUGGUGGAGCUCGGAGACAGUUGCCGUUGUGACUGGAGGCAACAAGGGCAUUGGUUUAGAGGUCGUGCGGCGACUGGCACUGGAAGGUCUCACAGUCAUACUAACCGCUGGCGACAGCGGUCGUGGGUUAAAAUCGACUCAAUUUCUCCAUGCCCAAGGAUUACACAAUGUUGUCUUUCAGAAGCUAGAUGUAAGUGAUUCUCGAUCUGUGGCGGAUUUCGCCGAUUGGACAGGAAGGCUUGACAUUCUAGUGAACAAUGCCGCCGUCUUCCACAAUAAUUGCGUGUUUGAGAAUGCCUUCGAGACCUUGAAGAUAAAUUACCGGGGCAUUGUCGCUGUAAUCGAGGAGCUGCUGCCGCUGUUUAGAGCGUCUCAUGUGGGUGCCAGGAUCGUCAACAUGAGUUCCUUUGUAGGCCGGUUGAUCAGCGUAAAUGAGAAAAUCUGAAGAAACAGCUGAACGAACCAUCCC
Physcomitrium patens is the source of this 504-nucleotide messenger RNA. The record is from RefSeq and is a predicted model, not a curated record. NCBI's taxonomy places the organism in Eukaryota, Viridiplantae, Streptophyta, Bryopsida, Funariales, Funariaceae.